Pseudocercospora fijiensis CIRAD86 is the source of this 372-nucleotide messenger RNA. RefSeq lists its product as uncharacterized. The record is from RefSeq and is a predicted model, not a curated record. Bases 1 to 372 code for a protein of 123 amino acids. Lineage: Eukaryota; Fungi; Ascomycota; Dothideomycetes; Mycosphaerellales; Mycosphaerellaceae. The transcript is spliced from 2 exons.
AUGGCGACGAGUUCUUCCUGGAAUUCCAGCGGCUUCUAUUUCUCGGCGAAUACCAAUACGAUGGAUCGCGAAAGUAUGCCUUCGGAGAAAGCUGAGGCUGCGAGACUGAGAUCGGCGGAAGUCAUGGCGGCUUUGAAAUCUGGGGAGCCCGGGGCUGCGGAUAGGAUGAUGGGUGGUCAGAAGGAGAGUGGGAGUAAGGGAAUUGUACCGUUGCAAUGGGUGAAGUCGAAGUUUGGGGGGAAGAAGAAGAAGAUGGAAGUGGAGAAGGAGGUGCAGGCGGGAAAGGUUGGGGCAGAUGAUCAGAGUGUUAUGACCCGACGAUUAAGAAGAUUUGAGGUUGGGAUGAUGGAUGGAUGGAAUGGUUGGUGCUAG